This is a messenger RNA of Centruroides sculpturatus (bark scorpion), 743 nucleotides long. Its product is annotated as hairy/enhancer-of-split related with YRPW motif-like protein. Gene Ontology annotation, cellular component: nucleus. The coding region runs from base 438 to 743 and encodes 101 amino acids. NCBI's taxonomy places the organism in Eukaryota, Metazoa, Arthropoda, Arachnida, Scorpiones, Buthidae. The transcript has 4 exons. The record is from RefSeq and is a predicted model, not a curated record. Gene Ontology annotation, biological process: regulation of transcription by RNA polymerase II. Gene Ontology annotation, molecular function: DNA-binding transcription factor activity, RNA polymerase II-specific; RNA polymerase II cis-regulatory region sequence-specific DNA binding; protein dimerization activity.
CACGUAAGUGUUGUGAAUGAAGUUAAACUCUCUUACUUUUUUGAUAUUUUUGCAAAUAAUCUAAAUGUGUUAAUCUGUUAAAAAAAAAAGCUUGAAAAUUUAAAUCUGCCGAUAAAGAAACGUGUUAAUUUAUGGUAGGACGUGCAACAACAGUGCUCUAGGCGCAUUUCGUACGCAUAUAAACGAAGUGAAUCAAGCGCGUAAUCCCAUAAAAGCCUAUCGCGCAACCAUCAAACAGUCAACAGGUCUGCAAAUUUGACACAUCAAACAGAUUCGGAGUGUUGUGCUCGAAAUCACACGCUUACACGUGUCCCCACUUACUCGAUAUGGGAAUCGGACCGCCCACCCCGGUGUUGCUUUAAUAGUGACGUCACGUCGCUGUAUAUCCCUGUAUAUAAACUGUGUUCACGUUUGGCACCAAGCAUGAAGGUCAUAAAAUGGGCAAAAGUCGAAAGAGAAAAGCUCUAGUCGAAAAGAAAAGAAGAGAUAAAAUCAAUCAAAUUUUAGAACAGUUAAUCGACUUAGUGCCACUUCCAUAUCCUAAAGGGGAGGUUCAGAUGUAUAUGGAUAAAGCUGGUCUCUUGCAAGUUACCGUUGAAUAUGUUCGAAGGCUGCACUUGAUACGUUCUCCAGCUUGGAUCAAUUAUCAAAAUGGAUAUUGGGACUGUGCUCAAGAAGCAAAACGAUACAUUCUAUCAUNUUACUUAGCCAAAAAUAUUUUCUUUGUAUUUUUUUUUAAAUAA